AUGCCGUGCGCACCUGGGCCUACGAAGGCCGUCCUCCUGGUGAACUUGGGCACCACGACUGCACCAACCGCACCAGCGAUCCGCAGAUUCCUGCGCGAGUUCCUUUCCGAUCGCCGCGUUAUUGACGUGCCGCGCUUUCUGUGGUACUCAAUUCUCUAUGGCUUCAUCCUGCCCUUUCGCCCACGCCGCAUCACUCCGCUGUACAAGGCCAUUUGGAUCAAGAGCGACUCUGGUGUGAUCAUUAAUGGUAAGACCGAGGGGUCACCGUUGACACUGUACUCGGAAAGUCUUGCAACGAAGGUGCAGGCGUCAGUGGACAAGACCUCAAGCGGUUCCGUUGUGGCGCGUCACGCAAUGCGGUAUGGGAUCAAGAACAUCCCAUCGACUCUCAAGGCGCUACACGACGAAUUCCCGACGAUCCGCGAGUUGAUCGUUCUGCCGUUGUUUCCGCAGUACACCUCCACGACAUCCGCAAGCAUUUAUGACGAGGUGUUUAAGUUCUACAUGGAUACAAAGCGCCGCUCCAUUCCCAGCCUGCGAACCGUUCGCGACUAUGCUGAGCACACCGUCUACAUCGAAGCUCUCGCAUCGAGUCUCUUGAGCAGCAUCAAGGCACACGCCACCGCGAAGGCCGGCGCCGCCAAGGACUGGAAGUCGGCCCUCGCCGACCAGCUCCCGGGGAUUGGUAUCAUCAUCACGUACCAUAGUAUCCCUGUCCGCUACGUCGAAGAACAGGAUGACUACCCGCAUCGAUGCGAGGCCACCACGGCCGCUAUCAAGGCCUACGUCGAGAAGGAGGCCGGCAUCUCCCUCAACGGUUGCCUCGUACACGUCUACCAAUCCCAGUUUGGCAAUCAACCGUGGCUUGGUCCUACUCUCAACGCUGCGGCCACUGCUUUUCCACUCCCUCCCCACGAUGCUAGAAAGCAGGCCUUCAGUGAUGCCCACCGCGACAAAGCUCUCUUGACGAAGCAGGCGAAUAUCUGCUUUGCCAUGGCGCCAGGCUUUGCUGUGGACUGUGUGGAGACCUUGAACGAGAUCGAGCGGGAGGCUGGUGAAAUCUUCAUGAAAAGCGGUGGCCACAAGUUCAUUUAUGUUCCGUGCCUCAACGACAGCGACGCCCAUGUCAAGGUGCUCACCUCAGUCGUUGGCGCGUGA
Molecule: messenger RNA, 1158 nt
Organism: Leishmania mexicana MHOM/GT/2001/U1103
Lineage: Eukaryota; Euglenozoa; Kinetoplastea; Trypanosomatida; Trypanosomatidae
Product: ferrochelatase-like protein
Exons: 1
Coding region: 1-1158 (385 amino acids)
Biological process (GO): heme biosynthetic process
Molecular function (GO): protoporphyrin ferrochelatase activity
Source: RefSeq, a predicted model, not a curated record